AUGGCAGUCUCCAAGAGCACCUCGUCUUUACCCAGCCAUUGUUUUAAUGGAGAUAUUAGACCAUCUCUUGUUCCGAGCAGAGCUACUCCUCAGAAGUGGACCAUUCUUGAAGAAACUUCUGACCUCUCUAAACCCCAUCAAACCAUUCUGAAUGGGCAGAGUUUAAAGGAUGAAUUUUCCAUGGAAUAUGAACAAAAACUGAAGGAUGUCAGGGAAUUACUGAAAUCAGAGGAAUUAGAAAAUCAAAUAGAAAGCUUAAUGUUGGUGGAUGCUAUCCAGCGACUAGGUGUUGACUACCAUUUUCAGGAAGAGAUUGAAGCAGUUCUUCGGCGACAUUAUAUGGAAGCCACCACUUCUUUUGAUGGAUACAGUCUUCAUGAUCUUUCACUUUUCUUCAGACUCUUGAGAGAACAUGGUUUUUUCAUUCCCGCAGCUCAGGAAUUUAAGCAGGCUAGGAACCAACCGUUAAAAUGGUAUACAUGGUCCAUGGCCUCCCUAAGUGAUCCAAGCAUGUCAGAGCAAAGGCUUGAGCUCACCAAAUCCAUCACGUUUAUUUACAUAAUAGAUGACAUUUUUGAUCUUUAUGGGACACCAGAAGAACUUACUGUCUUUACUCGAGCUGUACACAUGUGGGACUCUAAGGCCAUUCACAUGUUACCAAAAUCCUGGAAGAUGUGCUACAAGGCCCUUCUUGACACGACAAAUGAUAUAGGCUACAAGAUUUACAAAAAACAUGGAUAUAAUCCCAUUGAUUCCCUAAAAUCAACGUGGGCAAGUCUGUGUGAUGCAUUCCUAGUAGAAGCUAAAUGGUUUGCUUCAGGGCACUUGCCAACCUCCAAUGAGUACCUAGAAAAUGGGAAGGUGAGUUCAGGAGCACAUGUGGUGCUCAUCCACCUCUUCUAUCUUUUGGGAAUCAAUAAAAGAACAGGAGGGGCCGUUCAGUUGGAUGAUAUAUCAGAACUAAUAUCUUCUGUGGCCGCUAUUCUCCGUCUCUGGGAUGACUUUGGAAGUGCCAAGGAUGAGCAGCAAGAUGGAAAUGAUGGUUCGUACAUAGAGUGCUAUGUGAGAGAGAAUCCAGGAUUAGCCGUUGAGAUUGCUCGAAAGCGUGUUGUUGAUAUUAUAUCACGUGAAUGGAAAAAUCUUAACAAAGAGUGUUUGCGUUUAAAUCAAAACUCAUCAAAUUCAUCCUUCACAAAAGCUUCUCUUAAUCUUGCAAGAAUGGUUCCUCUAAUGUACAGUUACGAUGACAACCAACAACUCCCAGUACUUCAAGAGUUCAUCAAGUCCACACUCUUUGACGAUACUUUCUUGGUGCACCAUCCCAGUACUUAA
This is a messenger RNA of Fraxinus pennsylvanica, 1332 nucleotides long. NCBI's taxonomy places the organism in Eukaryota, Viridiplantae, Streptophyta, Magnoliopsida, Lamiales, Oleaceae. The record is from the annotation of a GenBank genome assembly.